AUGGCUUGCUUGAAACUGGGUUCCAAAUCUGAAGUCUUUCGUCUAACUGGUCACACAUGGCUUUGCUCGACCGGACUUAAACCAGACGUGAUGAUCCAAGUUGGAGAUCAAAGCUUCCAUCUGCACAAGUUUCCAUUGCUGUCAAGAAGUGGAUACCUAGAAACUCUAUUCAGCAAAGCCUCAGAGACAACCUGCGUGGCUCAGCUCCACGACAUCCCCGGUGGAUCCGAAACGUUCUUGCUCGUGGCCAAAUUCUGUUACGGCGUGAGAAUCGAGGUCACACCAGAAAACGUCGUGAGCCUCAGAUGUGCAGCAGAGUAUCUCCAAAUGAGUGAGAACUACGGAGACUCAAACCUCAUCUACCUCACAGAGAAUUUCCUCAACGACCACGUUUUCACAAACUGGGACGAUUCCAUCAAAGCCUUGGAGAGAUCAUGCGAGCAGAAAGUCUUACCUCUCGCUGAAGAUCUUCAAAUCGUCUCUAGGUGCAUCGCUUCCUUAGCCAUCAAGGCUUGUUACGCAGAGGACACAAGUUUAUUCAACUGGCCAAUCUCAGCGCCAGAAGCAACCACCACGACAACAACAUUCUGGAACGGAAUACAGACAAAGGCCACAAGCGAAAACUGGUGGUUCAACGAUGUCUCAAUAUUCCUCGACCUCUCGAUGUACAAAAGGUUCAUUCAAACCGUUGAGUCCAGAGGCGUGAAAGCUGAUACGAUCGCAGCAUCUGUCACGCAUUACGCGAAACGGAAUCUUCCUUUACUCGGCUCUUCAAGGCAAUCUGCUUCUUCUUCUUCAGCAGAGGAAGGUACUAACUACGGCGACGACAUGUACUACUCUCACGAAGAUCAGAGAAGUCUCCUCGAAGAUAUCGUGGAGCUUCUCCCGAGCGAGAAAUGCGUUAUCUCCGCGAAGUUCUUGCUCAGGCUUCUCAGGACAUCAAUGAUUCUUCACGCGAAUGCGGACACUCAGGAGAAUCUUGAGAGAAGAAUCGGUGAGAAGUUAGACGAAGCUGCUCUAGAGGAUCUUCUGAUACCAAACAUGGGAUACUCUGCUGAAACACUCUACGACAUCGACUCUGUCCAGCGGAUUCUUGAUCACUUCAUGCUGACGUUUGAAGCUUCUUACAGCAUCGUUGAGGAGAGGCAACAACUGAUGGGAGAUUCUCAUCCUCUUAGGCCUAUCACAAAGGUUGCUAGUCUCAUAGAUGGCUACUUAGCUGAGGUGGCUUCCGAUGAAAACUUGAAACUAACGAAGUUUCAAGCGAUUGGUUCUCUUAUCCCUGAAGAUGCGAGGCCAAUGGAUGAUGGUAUCUACCGCGCAAUCGAUAUAUACAUCAAGGCACAUCCGUGGCUGACAGAGUCGGCGAGAGAGCAGCUGUGUCUGCUCAUGAACUGUCAGAAACUGUCACUGGAGGCAUGCACACACGCAGCACAAAACGAGCGUCUGCCGUUGCGAGUCAUAGUACAGGUCUUGUUCUUUGAACAGAUGCGGCUUCGGACAUCUGUAGCGGGAUGGUUAUUUGUCUCAGACGAAGACAACAAUGACGACGAUCCAAGUGGCAAGAAUCCGGGACUGGAAGGAAACAAGAACGCAAAUCCAAGUAUGGUGAUGAAUGGGAUGAGGGAGCGUGUUUACGAGCUUGAGAAAGAAUGUAUGAGCAUGAAGCAAGAUCUUGACAAGCUUGUCAAGACUAAAGAAGGACGCAACUUCUUCUCCAAGUUAUUCGGAUUGAGGUCUAAGACCAAGACUUCACCAUGCGGUGGCAAAGGAGGAGACGAAGACGGUCUUAUGAUUCGUGAAACCAAAAACUGA
Molecule: messenger RNA, 1815 nt
Organism: Microthlaspi erraticum
Lineage: Eukaryota; Viridiplantae; Streptophyta; Magnoliopsida; Brassicales; Brassicaceae
Source: the annotation of a GenBank genome assembly